Molecule: messenger RNA, 718 nt
Organism: Cetraspora pellucida
Lineage: Eukaryota; Fungi; Glomeromycota; Glomeromycetes; Diversisporales; Gigasporaceae
Source: the annotation of a GenBank genome assembly
AUGACAACUACUAUACCAGAAUCUUCAACAAAUAAGGAUGAUGAUGAUAUAUUUGAUGAUAAAACUAAGGGUUACAUAUCUGAAAGUUAUAAUAGAAGCAAUAAUUGUGAUUUCAAUAAUAUUGAUAUUUUUACUUUGAAUAAGAUAAGCUUUAAAAGAGCCAGAAUUUUUGCUAAAAAUGAAGAAAUUUAUUAUGAUAUCUUCUGUGAGAAUGAAGAGUUCGAAGUAGAUUCGAUAUUCUCAACAGAGUUAGAAUCAAUAUUGACAUUGCCAUAUGAUGAAAGUAUAGCAUUGGAAAAUCCUAAUAGCAGUAACAUACAUCUAUCGCUUUGUGAAAUAGACAAAGAUACAUUUGAAAAAGCUAAAAGUAACAAUCAACUGCAUAGCUUGGGGACUAUUAUUUCUCAAAAUAACGAUAAUGAUAAUGAUAAUUUAAUGCAGCCCUUAUUUGGCAAGUCUUUAUUUACUAAAAAUUUAUUGGAUCUUUAUGAAAGUAUUUUUAUUCAACUUUUACAAAUGAAAUUAAAUAAUUGGAACAUUGAUGAUAUAUUUAAUGAAAUUAAAAAAAAUAUAUCAAUUGGAUAUCAAAUACCACUCUCUAAUGUAGUUAUAUUAAAACCUGGAGAAAAUCCUAACUGUGAUGCAAAUGUGCAUCAAACCUGCGCAAUGUACUUUAAUAAUGUCAGAUUAGACAAUACAAACAAUAUUGAUGUUGCUU